UGGACAAGCCUGGAAGCCAACCCUUUUAAUUUUCCCUAUAAUUGAAGUCACUUCUAUGAAAGGCAUGGCCUAAUUAAUACGAACCAAAAUUAAUAUUUUCCCCUCACAUGAAAAAAAAUAUUUUUCUAAAGAAAUCUGAUAGAAAUAUGGCGAAAUCAUUAUAAAACUGAGGGGAGAUUGGGCUAAUCAAAUUUCUAAUGAAAAAAAAAAAAAAGAAAAAAGAAAAAAAGAAAGAAAAGUGCGGUCAAAGUUUGUUCCUGAUCAAAACCAAGAAUUGGGAUGACACUUUCUACACUUGACAAGGCCUAUUAUACUAAUAUUUCUUCUCGAUUCAUAUUUUGUAUAAACAGUGUCCUUGAAUGGGAACACAACAAUAUACCCUCUCUUGACGCUCUUUCUUUUUUCACUUUCUUCUCUUGCCUUUCCUCAAAAUUAUUUAUCCAUCUAUCUCCAAAGUUCACCAUAUAUAUAUAUAUAUGCACACACACACAACUUGAAAAGAGGCAAGAACGAUUUGGGCAACAAGUUAUGAGUAGUGGAGUAGUGGAGAAGGCUCUAAGUAGCCUCGGCAAAGGAUUUGAUUUAACAUCAGAUUUUAGACUUAAGUAUUGCAAAGGCAAAGAAAGAUUAGUUUUGCUUAAUGAAGCUGAGAAGAGAGAGCUUAUGGUUCCUGGCUUUGGAGCUGUUAAAGAUGUCUCCGUUGAUAUUAAGUGUGAUAAAGGGGAUCGCGUUCGAUAUCAAUCUGAUAUUCUCGAGUUCCAACAGAUGUCUGAGUUCUUCAAUAAGAACUCAUCGGUGCCUGGGAAAAUUCCAUCAGGGUUUUUUAAUGCAAUGUUUGGAUUUGAAGGUGGUAGCUGGGCAGCCGAUGCAGCUGAGACCAAAUAUUUGGGUGUUGAUGGCUACUUUAUUGUUCUCUUUGAUGUUCAUAUUGAUCGGUAUCCUCUUGUUCUCUCGGAUGAAGUAUUAAAUGCAGUUCCUACCACUUGGGAUCCUUCUGGCCUCGCAAGGUUCAUUGAAAAAUAUGGAACUCAUAUCAUUGUGGGGUUGAGUGUUGGAGGAGAAGACGUGGUCCUGGUCAGGCAAAACUUAUCUUCCAAUUUGGAUCCAUCUGAGCUCAAGAAACACCUGGAUGAUCUUGGAGAUCAAUUAUUCACAGGGACUUGCAAUUACUCCCCUAAAUCAAAAUCAGAUCAGAAGCAUAAGGCACCGCAGGCAUUUAAUGUCUUUGAUCCCCAACCUGUUACCUUCAAUAGCUUCUCAUCUGUCACGGCAAAAGAUGGAAUCACUGUUAUGUGUCAAAAGAAGGGUGGAGAUAUUUCAGCUAGUAGUCACUAUGAGUGGCUUCCAACAGUCCCAUCAAUGCCAGAUGCAAUUCAUUAUAACUUCAUACCUAUUACUUCUCUCCUUAGGGGUGUUCCUGGCAGAGGUUUCCUGUCACAUGCUAUCAACCUUUACCUUCGAUAUAAGCCUCCUAUGUCAGAUUUACGAUACUUUCUUGAUUUCCAGUCUCACAAGAGUUGGGCUCCGAUUCACAAUGAUCUUCCACUAGGUCCGACCACAAAUAUGGCAAGUACUUCGCCAGCUCUCCGCUUCAACUUGAUGGGUCCUAAAUUAUAUGUAAACACUACGCAGGUUAUGGUUGGAAAGAGGCCUGUAACUGGAAUGAGAUUCUACCUUGAAGGCAUGAAGGGCAACAGGUUAGCAAUACACCUCCAACAUCUAUCAAACACGCCAACAAUGCUUGAAAACAUGAUAGACGAGACAAAUUUUUGGCGAGGAUCAGAAGAAACUAAUGACGUUGGAUUCAUUGAAGCAAUAUCACGAAAACAGUUUUCUCAUAUAUGUACGGCACCAGUGAAAUACAACCCCAGAUGGACAACAAGAAAAGAUGUGACCUACAUCGUAACAGGAGCUCAGCUUCACAUCAAGAAACACGACACGAAGAAUGUACUCCAUCUUCGACUAUUGUACUCCAAGGUCUCAAACUCAUUACUAGUGAAAUCACGCUGGGAUCAGGUCUCCUCUGAAUAUUCUCAGAAGUCAUCAGGCCUACUCUCUACCCUGAGCACGUCGAUAUCAGGUGCGAAUCCCGCAAAAGAGAAACCAUCGCAGGCAGUUGUUGUGGAUUCUAGCGUGUUUCCGUCAGGACCGCCAGUACAAACACAGAAGCUUUUGAAGUUUGUUGACAUUUCGCAACUCUGUAGGGGGCCACAGAAUAGUCCGGGACACUGGCUAGUAACUGGAGCUAAGUUGGACAUGGAAAGAGGGAAAAUAUGCCUGCAGGUUAAGUUCUCCUUGUUGAAUAUCUGCUCAUCCUGAAAAGGCGAUCGGAAAUUUGGAAGGAAUGCUAGACAGAAAAUUUCUCUUCAAGUUCUAUAUCAACUCUUUACAUACAUAUAUAUAUAUAUAUAUAUAUAUAUAUAGGGUUAAAUUCUCAACGCCACACAUAGAAUUGUGUAAAUAUAGGCUUGCUAGCUAGCUAGUGGCUCUGAGAGUAAUGAAAACAUUAUUUUGUUCAUUGAAAAGUGUAUAGGAAACUUCAGUAUAAGUUUUGGUCGGCUAAUUAGUUGAGAAAACCUAGUUCCAGAGAUUUAAUUAGUAUUGAAGUAUAUGAACUCCAUUUUCGACUACCA
This is a messenger RNA of Ricinus communis (castor bean), 2633 nucleotides long. Its product is annotated as MACPF domain-containing protein At1g14780. Gene Ontology annotation, biological process: regulation of salicylic acid mediated signaling pathway; plant-type hypersensitive response. Gene Ontology annotation, cellular component: plasma membrane. NCBI's taxonomy places the organism in Eukaryota, Viridiplantae, Streptophyta, Magnoliopsida, Malpighiales, Euphorbiaceae. The transcript has 8 exons. The record is from RefSeq and is a predicted model, not a curated record. The coding region runs from base 280 to 2319 and encodes 679 amino acids.